CGCUAGACAAAAUACGUGGAGGAUUUCCCAUAUCAAUAAACCUAUAAAAAGGACAUUUGUCCAUCUUUAUCACCACUAUUUCAAUAAUCCCCAUUUUAUACAACUCUGAAAAAAAGUAACAGAAAUGGAAGAUGGUAUGAGUGAUAUUGCAAACUUUGGAUUCUCCAACUCUGGAGGUCAAGAAGUAAAAGAACAAAUUCAAGAAAAUGUUGAAGAAAUUAGUAAAAGUGACAAAGGAAAAGAAGAAGGUGGACUUAUUAAUAAUUUAAUUUCCAACUUAAUGAGCCCAAGAGUUGGGGAGGCUAAAAACAAAGAAAGAAAUGAUCUUUUUGAGGUUAAAGAUGAAGAAAAUAUAGAAGAGAAAAGUGGUAAUGACAACACUGGAGAUGGAGGGAUUAUCAACAAUUUGAUCUCCAACAUUUUUCAUCCCGUGGAGAACCAAGAAAACAACAAUAGUGGAGUAGGAGGACAAAAAAGUGAGAUGAGGAAAACAGAGGAAGAAAGUGGGAGUGUUUUGGAUAAUAUUAUUUCCAACUUGCCAACCCCUCUUGCAGAUGAUGCAGUUCCAGCAACAGAUGAAGCUUCAAUACUGAUUCAUUCAAUUGUUCAUGACUAGACUAGGAGAUGUAGUGUUCUACAAAUGAGUCAACAACAUACGUGCAGAAGAUGAAUGAUUAAUCAAGAAUACAGUUCCCAUUUCUGUGGAGAAGAGUGGGGUUCUAUAUACAUAGACCAUAAUUAAUUACAUGUGCAACUUGUGAUUCUGUCAUCUCAUUCACAUUCUGUUCACUGCUGGGUUUUUCUUGGUAUUAUUUUUUGGGUUUUACUUGUUAGAUGCUUCUUAGACAGGUCUGAUUUGAUUCGAAGUCAAGUUAUGCUGAUUAGUUUUUUUUUAUAUUAUUUUUUUAUUGAUGGUUUGAUUUGUUGCGUAUUAAAGUAAUAUGCGUCUCAACUCUGCUUGUUAAGAAAAAUAUAAUUAUUUAGUAAAAAUAAAAU
Solanum dulcamara is the source of this 996-nucleotide messenger RNA. RefSeq lists its product as uncharacterized. Bases 125 to 616 code for a protein of 163 amino acids. The record is from RefSeq and is a predicted model, not a curated record. Lineage: Eukaryota; Viridiplantae; Streptophyta; Magnoliopsida; Solanales; Solanaceae. The transcript has 2 exons.